Aspergillus calidoustus is the source of this 1212-nucleotide messenger RNA. The record is from the annotation of a GenBank genome assembly. NCBI's taxonomy places the organism in Eukaryota, Fungi, Ascomycota, Eurotiomycetes, Eurotiales, Aspergillaceae.
CUGCAUCCGAGAACCCGGGGAAUAUGGGGAUAAUGUGGGGAAGGUUGGGGUAAGCAUCUCGGAAUCCUCUCCGAAAGUUCCUUCGAAGCCGGGACCUUGCGUCUUUAAAAUUGUGUCAGGACCCCCUAUUGCCACAUUUUCCAGGGAUCAUCAAGACCCGAUAUCCCUGUCAAUACUGUCACCAUGAAAUUAGGCACCGUACUUGUCUUUCCCGCUUCCCUACUUGGCAUGGUGGUUGCCAGUCCUCGCCCGCGAUUGCCCUAUAAGAUCGACACCCACCAUCAUUUCUUGCCUCAAGUAUACAGAAAUGCGUUGGAGAGCGCCGGCGGCGAUCCAUCUGGCUGGCCCACCCCUGACUGGACCCCCAGGGCAUCCUUGGAGAAUAUGGCCAGCAAUGGAAUCCAAAAGGCAAUCCUAUCACUGACCGCUCCCGGCGCAGCCAUUGCUCCGGACGUGGAAUCCGCACGAAAUCUAGCCCGGCAGGUAAACGAGGAGGCAGCUCGUCUCCGCAAGCAGUACCCGAAAUCAUUUGGCUUCUUUGCAUCGCUUCCCUCCCUUACGGAUAUACCUGGCUCCCUUGCAGAGAUUGCGUAUGCAUUGGAUGUUCUCAAGGCAGAUGGAGUGACUCUUUUCACGAGGUAUGGAGAUGGUAACAACUAUCUAGGCCAUCCUCAGUUUACGCCAAUCUGGGAAGAGCUCAAUGCCCGCAAGGCCGUCGUCUUCAUCCACCCUACGCACCCAGUGAACACCACCUGGACGAAUCCACUCCUCCCCCAGCCUGUCAUUGACUAUCCCCACGAAACAACCCGGACGGCCGUCGACAUGAUCAUCGCCAAUGUCACCCGAAAGUUUCCCGACUGUCCCAAGAUCCUCUCGCACGCGGGCGGUUCGCUUCCGUACUUGAUUUCUCGCAUUGCAACCACUUCUCGAGAAACAGAGGGUACAAAACUGAUGUAUGGAAAAACAAGCACAGAGCUUGUCGAAGAUUUCCGCUCUUUCUACUUCGAUCUGGCGCUCUCCAGCUCCCCGGCUGUCCUAAACAUGCUGCUUGACCUGGUUCCGCACAAUCAAAUCAUUUAUGGUUCCGACUUUCCAUACGCGGCCUCGGACAAGGUCGCUGGAUUCAGGGAGAAUCUGGAUGCGUUCCACAUGGGAGACAGGCUCCGUAAAAUGAUCUACCAAGGAAACGCCAACGAUCUUCUCAGGAGUUAA